Messenger RNA from Penicillium diatomitis, 1569 nucleotides. RefSeq names its product putative MFS allantoate transporter. Gene Ontology annotation, cellular component: membrane. The transcript is spliced from 9 exons. Bases 1 to 1569 code for a protein of 522 amino acids. The record is from RefSeq and is a predicted model, not a curated record. NCBI's taxonomy places the organism in Eukaryota, Fungi, Ascomycota, Eurotiomycetes, Eurotiales, Aspergillaceae. Gene Ontology annotation, biological process: transmembrane transport. Gene Ontology annotation, molecular function: transmembrane transporter activity.
AUGAUUUCUCAAGAGCCAUCCACAGGGUCUAAACCCGCCAUUGAAAAUGUGCCCACCUCAACGCAUGCCGAGGACCAGACGCCAGAUCCUACAUGGAAGUCCAAAAAUGCCACCGACGGGGACACGGCAAUGGCACUUUUCAACGACCCAGAUGAGCUCCACGAAGAGGUCGAUCCUGAAGAGGCAAGAAAGCUGUUGCGCAAGAUUGACUUGAUGAUCUUGCCAUAUCUGGCCGUCUGCUAUGCGUUUUUCUACAUCGACAAGACGACUCUAAGCUAUGCGGCUAUCUUUGGCGUUCGGGAUAAUUUGAAACUGCAUGGCACACAGUAUAAUUGGCUGAGCAGUAUUUUCUACUUUGGCUUUUUGGCGUGGGCGUUUCCUACGAAUUUUCUGAUGCAAAGGCUUCCGAUUGGCAAAUAUCUCGGUGCGAAUAUCUUCAUGUGGGGUGUGUUUCUCAUGAUUCAAGCGGCUUGUAAUAGCUUUGAGACGCUCGCUGCUCUACGAGCGCUCGGUGGUGCUGCCGAGGCAUGUUCCGACCCUGCAUUCAUGCUCAUCACCAGCAUGUGGUAUACACGACGAGAGCAGCCAGUUCGGAUCGGAUUGUGGUAUACUGCCAAUGGACUUGGUAUUGCGCUCGGCGGUCUCUUGGGCUAUGGCAUUGGUCACAUCCGAGGUGCGCUACCUUCAUGGAAAUAUGAGUUCAUCGUGAUUGGCGCUCUAUGCUCGGCCUGGGGAAUGAUCAUGUUCAUCUUCCUACCUGAUUCACCAGUGAGCGCUCCAGGUCUAACUCAGAGGGAGCGCCGCAUUGCGGUCGAACGUAUUCGAGAGAACCAGACGGGCGUGGAGAACAAGCAUUUGAAGCCAUACCAGAUUUUGGAAGCAUUCAAAGAUUACAAGCUUUACAUCUUCUUCAUGUUGGGCGUGGUUUGUAACAUUCCUAACGGUGGUAUCUCGAAUUUCGGAACUAUCAUCAUCCAAGGCUUUGGCUUUUCGACCCUCGUGACGACACUGAUGCAGAUCCCAUACGGUGUUCUCAUCGCACUCUCAAUUCUGGUCUGCGUCUACCUGAACGAUCGGUAUGAGAACCGCAGAUGUAUUUUCAUCUUAAUUUUUCUCAUCCCCAACAUUGUCGGGGCAUUCGGCCUCCGAUUUGUCCCUGCGGACCGUGGGGUCGGUAGGCUAAUCUGCUAUUAUCUGACUGGGCCUUAUAACGCGGCUUUUGUGCUGGUUCUUAGCAUGCAAAUUGCAAACACUGCUGGACACACCAAAAAGGUCGUCACCAACGCCGUCCUAUUUCUGGGAUACUGCACAGGUAACCUCGCAGGACCAUUCUUCUACAAGACCGAUCAAUCACCAACAUACCCACUCGGAAUCUGGUCCAUGAUUGUAGCACAUCUGAUCGAAGUGGUACUCGUUUCGGCACUAGGCCUUCUUCUUCGUUGGGAGAACCACAAACGGGACCGGAUUCAGUCUCAAAUGCCUGGGGGGCUGGAAGGGCGGGAUCUCGAUGCUACUGCGUUUUUGGACUUGACGGAUCGGGAGAAUCUGAAUUUUCGGUAUAUCUACUGA